This is a messenger RNA of Pteronotus mesoamericanus, 5384 nucleotides long. It is a transcript of the gene RHOQ, whose product is annotated as ras homolog family member Q. Lineage: Eukaryota; Metazoa; Chordata; Mammalia; Chiroptera; Mormoopidae. Gene Ontology annotation, molecular function: GTP binding; GTPase activity; protein kinase binding. Bases 240 to 857 code for a protein of 205 amino acids. The record is from RefSeq and is a predicted model, not a curated record. Gene Ontology annotation, biological process: establishment or maintenance of cell polarity; cortical actin cytoskeleton organization; small GTPase-mediated signal transduction. The transcript is spliced from 5 exons.
CAGGCGGGCGCGGCGACCGGGGCCCGGGCGGGGAUCCGGGCAGUGACCGAGGCGGCGGCAGCGCCCCGGGCCCGCCGCCCCCUCCCCUUGGGCGGGGGGAGCCGCUGCAUGGGGCCGGGGGGACGGCCCUGCUGCGCGGAGCGGCGGCGGCGGCGGACCCCCCAGGCGGGCUGGGGUUGAGCCCGGUGCCGGGGCGGGGGCUCCGGGGGGACCAUGCCCGGAGGCCGGCCGGCCGCAGCAUGGCUCACGGGCCCGGCGCGCUGAUGCUCAAGUGUGUGGUGGUCGGCGACGGGGCGGUGGGCAAGACGUGCCUACUCAUGAGCUAUGCCAACGACGCCUUCCCGGAGGAGUACGUGCCCACCGUCUUCGACCACUACGCAGUCAGCGUCACCGUAGGGGGCAAGCAGUACCUCCUGGGACUCUAUGACACGGCCGGACAGGAAGACUAUGAUCGUCUGAGGCCUUUAUCUUAUCCAAUGACUGAUGUCUUCCUUAUAUGCUUCUCUGUGGUAAAUCCAGCCUCAUUUCAAAAUGUGAAAGAGGAGUGGGUACCAGAACUUAAGGAAUAUGCACCAAAUGUACCCUUUUUAUUAAUAGGAACUCAGAUUGAUCUCCGAGAUGACCCCAAAACUUUAGCAAGACUGAAUGAUAUGAAAGAAAAACCUAUAUGUGUGGAACAAGGACAGAAACUAGCAAAAGAGAUAGGAGCGUGCUGCUAUGUGGAAUGUUCAGCUUUAACCCAGAAGGGAUUGAAGACUGUUUUUGAUGAGGCUAUCAUAGCCAUUUUAACUCCAAAGAAACACACAGUAAAAAAAAGAAUAGGAUCAAGAUGUAUAAACUGUUGUUUGAUUACGUGAGAAACAUCUUCAGUGGCCAAGGAAACUCUCUAUUUCUCUCUAAGAAAGCAUAUGAAAUGCUACAGCUAUCCCUAGACCUCUUACAAAUGCUGAAACAGUUCAAAACUUGAAAGAAAAAACAACCCUGUCCUCAGAAUUCUAUCGAGUUCAUUAAGAAUGUUUCUUAAAGGUCCAAGAAGCAGCAAACAGCACCUGAAGUCACAAUCUAUUAUAAAUACUUUAUUUCAACUAGAAGGUACAAUCUCUCAGGGGUUUCAUAGUUUAAAAAGCUACAAUCAUGUAAUACAUAAAAAACAGUGCUAUAAAUGGAACUGCCUGGCUUAGACCAUAUACAUUUCUGCACAGUCUUUAUGGAAUCUGCACAAAAAAAAAAAAAAAAAACCCAAAAAAACAAAACAAAAAACAAAAAAACAAACUUCUUCCUUUGUUCCAAUUAAUUGUUCUUGUAAGUAAGUUGCUUUCUAUUCCAGUAUAUCCAGAGUGGUGAAAUAACAAGGCCAGCCACAUAGCCAAAGGUCGCUCCGAGCGUACAGGAGAUGGGCCAUACCUGAGGAGACAAUGUAUGAGAUCAAAAGAGAACAAACGUUUUAUUAUUACUUGAGCACAAAUUAAGUGUAACCUAAAUAUUUCUAUAUUAAAGCUUAAUGUGCUUUCUUAAAGAAUGCCAAAAGUGUAAUAAGGUCAUAACUGCAUUUAUCAUGAACACUAAAAAAUGUACACGUUUUAGUUAAUGUGCAUUCAAUUGUAACAAGGCUUCUGGCAACUGUAGAUUUAGUUUGAUGCUCCCCAAAAUGCAUGAGAGACAUGCUAAAGUUACAAAUUAAAAUUUUGGGUCAGACUUUGCCAUAAUCUUGGACUCAAUUUAGCUCUUUGAAGUUGGUAAUUUUGUUUUUGAAUUUCCACAUUGGCUUGUUUUGUAUAUCAAAUGAAAUGAGAAGUGUCUAUGAUGAUCAAACCACAAGAAACUUUAAAUUGUGUUGAAAGACCUAGAAUUCAAGCAUGUCAUAUGAAGUUUAUAACAAAGCAACUGCUUCCAUUAUAAAACUGAUGUCACCUCUCAGAUACAGAUAUUGGAACCAUCACAGAAGUUGUAGAACUACCAACUUAAGUGUAAGUUAAACAAAAUACUGGCUUCCAGAUGCUCAUUUUUUUCCAGCCAAAUUGUAAUAUCUCACAAUAGUACACUAAGCCAGAAGUAAAUGUUGAUUUAUUCCAUCCAAAGCAGUGCAUGUUGGUCCCUAGGUGCAAGGCCCUGUAUUAAAAAAAAAGUUUUCAUGUCAUCUGUGAAGUAUGCUAGAGCCAUUUCUAAUCUUUCUCUGGGGGAACAGGCCAUAGAACUGUGUUAGAGGUGAACCAUCUUAAUUGCUAGCUCUGCUACCUAACUAAGCUUCCUUGGUUGGUCUGCUGUGGACCUGCCUUAUUCCAAAUGCCAUCAACAGACAAUAUGUUAGGCAAAGUUUCAGUGUAAACAAACCAAUGCAGUUCAGAGAGAAGCAUAAUCAAAUCCAUACAUUUUUUUUCCCCAGCCUUUUCUACAUUUAAACUCACAGUUGCCUAAAUUAUGAUUUUAUGUCUUUGGUGAGUUCCUGUUAAUUUCCAUGACUUGAGCUUAUAGCUAUGUCUAUUGCACAGAUUGGGUAAUGAACACUAAUCUUUUAUACUUGAAAAUGACAGCCUUAAAUACUCAUCAUCAGUCACAAAUCUAGGAUGGACUGUAUUGUAUGUGAGCUUUGUAGAGAUUUUUUAAAACAGAAGCAUCAUCUUCCCCAUUGAAGAGUGGAGAGUCUACUGGAUAAACUAGUCAGGAGCAUUCUCUCUGAACCGGACAGUGGAUCUCUUCUUUCUCCCAAGAAGUUGUGGUUCACACUAAGUACCAUGGCCUUAUGAAUGCUCAAAUGGAAUCUUAUGUAAUGUGCUCAUUUAAUUUUGGUCUGCUAUUUUUAGAUAGAGUUGAAAGGAAUUGUGUAAAUCAAUUCAUAUAUUAGCUAAAGUGUCCAAUACAUGGUAUAAAGGAAUUAAGACAGUAAAGUAUUAUACAUUUCCACCUUGUCUUUGGGGAUUUAAUGGGAAUUUAUUUUUUCUCAAAUUCACAUUUCUGAAACUUUUCUUCACAUUUGGUUUCACUAGCCAGUGGAAAUUAAAACCUAGAAUUUGUCCAAUCUAACAGAAAGGGACUAGGACUCUGGAAACACAGCUCUGGUAUCACCUGUUUCAAGAAUGGGCCUCAGUUUCCUCAUCUAUAAAUAUGGAAGAUAGAUGAUUUCCAUACCACUCUCAUUUAUCAACUCUCAUGAUCUCUUCUUUUUCAUAAUAAUCAUAGUUGGACAUUACCCUUUCAGCUUCACAUUUUAAGGUGGUAAAAAUCCUGUACAUAGAUUAUUGGAACUCAAAGCAAAGAUGAUUGUUUCAUCUGAACCUGAGGUGCCUUAGGUGCUCUGUUGACCUUGAUGGGGGUUGGAGUUUCCCAUUGCUUAUUAAGAGCCUUUUCAUUGCUUUGGCUCUGUAGUAUUUCUUUUUGCAAAAUCUUUCCUGCCACUUUAACAAAAAACCAAAGAUUUGUUUUCUAUUCAUACGCAGAUUGUAGAAAAUUGCCUUAUUUUCAGAAAUGCAUCUUCAUUAAAGGCUUAGGUCUCAACAGAAAUUCAGACUAGUCACUGGAACAACUAGUUCAAAGUAGUGAAAUAUCUGGGAAAUAAAAUACUUCAAAAAUAUCUUACUGACGUGAAUUUUGCUAGUGAGUGCAAAUACACUGCUUCAAAUAAGGUCAUGUAUGAAUGAACUUACACUUAUAGUUAAUAUUUUUUAUAUAUACAUAUAUAUAAAUCAGUUCUGAAGUUCUUCAAAGUAAUUUUAGAGGCUCCCUGAAAUCUUAUUUAACACUUUGCUAAUUUAUACCUUCAUUCUAUCUCUACAGGUACAUUUUAGGUUAGACCACUUUGAGUUAUCAUAUUUCCAAUAAGUAGAGCCUGAGUUACGGUUUUUAUUGUGAAUUAUUUUACUUAUUUUAGACAUUGCUUUCAUUUGAUUUUUAGUUAUUUUUAAGUACAAAAAUUAAAUACUGGUUUGUUGGUUGUUGCUUUUUAAGUGAUUGUUACUUUAACAGUGUCCCAUCUUAACACAUGGGAUUAAAAAUAAAAUACCAUGUAUAGUUUACUAUCUAUGUAAAGCAUUGCACUUCUUACCUUAGUAGUUUUUAUUUAACACCCUGUAAACAUUUGGGAUAAUAUUCUUUCCUCUGUUCCUCAUGCUGCGAGCCUUUUCAUCGGCCAAGUGUUAAGCAUCUGCACUUUGUUAUAAAGCACGCUGUCCAAGAGUAGGGAGAAUAAUAAACCCUUGGGAAUCCCAACCAAAUUCCAGUUUGAGUUACUAAAUUCUAUUUUAAUCACUUGUAAUUUCAAUGUGGCUCUUUGUUACUAAACACAUGCGUACAUUCACACAUAGCUGCUGUAUUUCACCUCCCAUGGAAUGCCAAAAAUGAAAUAAAUAUUGGUUAAAAAGUUUUGUCUAAUGAGGGGUUAAGUCUUCUUGGAAUAUUUGUUAUUAUUAAACAUCUCAAGAAAUCCGUGCUGUCAGCAAAUUAAAAUGUUGGACUGUCUUUGAAGAUUGUUUCCUAGUGAUGGCUGAGGCUUUCCAAAGUGGUCCUCAAUUGUAAUGUGGUCAUUUUUUAAAGAGAAUUUCUCUAUACAACGGUAACUUCCUGAUUUGUGUGGACCAAGAGAGGGAAUGGUGAAGGGAGUAGUUGAAGGGGGUUGGGGGAGGUUGCCCACUAAUCAUUUUUCCUUAAGCAAUUUCUUACUAACCUUGUAAUUGUUUAAAAAAAUUAAAUCGAUAGUAUGGCAACAGAAUUUAUACUGACUUAAGCAAUCCUAGCUUAACCAUGUACAUUCAUAAUUAGAUCUUGAAGUUUAUAUUUAAAACUACGUACUUUUCUUAUAUACAGAAAUGUUUCUAUUUAACAUUCUUCAUGUCUAGAAGGAUUUUGUUUUUAAAAAAACAUGGUAUUAUCUAUUGAACAGACAAUUCAACUGCAUUGCUACAAACACUGGGUUCUCCAAAUUAUAGUAAUCUGCAAUGGCUAUAUAUAAUUACCUUGUUUUGUUUAAGGAAAAUGAAAAACUCAAAGACAUCCAUGUAAAGGAAGUCCUUCAGAAGUCUUUGCCACCAAAACAAUGGUCAUCUUUUUAUCCAAUUUUUAUGAAUUAAAAAAAUUUUUAAAUCACAAAAUAGAAGAAAAAACCCUGUUGAGUAACAAAAGAUAAUAAAGUACAAGAGGGUAAAACUGAAAAUUACUGUUAAAAAGGAAAACAUUUAAAAAAAUGAACAGCUACAUCAUGUGAAGGAAGUAUCUUGCUUAGUGUGUUAUUACCCUUUCUCUGUAUCAAAUUACUCCUUAUAUUCUCAUCACAUAAAAAAGGGCAGUGUUCUCAAGUUAAUCAGCAUUAACAAAGGCCUAAUAUUAUAGGUUCUGGGUACAUGGUAUCCAGAAAAAAGGUAUUUCUCAGAAAUAAAAUAAUUGCAUCCUAAUAA